Messenger RNA from Triticum dicoccoides, 1790 nucleotides. RefSeq names its product ribosomal L1 domain-containing protein 1-like. The transcript has a single exon. The record is from RefSeq and is a predicted model, not a curated record. Gene Ontology annotation, molecular function: RNA binding. NCBI's taxonomy places the organism in Eukaryota, Viridiplantae, Streptophyta, Magnoliopsida, Poales, Poaceae. Bases 36 to 1457 code for a protein of 473 amino acids.
UCCGCCGCCACGCUAAACCCUAAACCGCCGCAGCCAUGUCGCCGCCGACGCAGCCGCAGCUGAAGGACAAGGCGGCGCACGGGGUGCCGCGCGCGACGGCGGCCAGCGCCGUGGCGUCCCUCACCAAGUGGAUGCGCGAGCGCGCGGCGGAGGCGCCGCCCAACCUGCUCGCCGACGAGCGCGACGACCUCGUCGUGCUCCAGCUCUCGCUCCGCCGCGUCCCGCCCAGGCCCACCACCAAGCCGCACCUCCUCCCGCUCCCGCACCCCGUCGUCGCCCACUCGGCCGCCUCCGUCUGCGUCAUCUCCGAUGACCGCGCCGGCUCCGGCUCCCCCGCCGCCGCCGCCAUCCUCGACGCCGCCAGGUCCCUCAAGCUGCCCGUCUCGGAGGUCGUCCCCUUCUCCGCCCUGCGCACCGACUACCGCCCCUACGAGUCGCGCCGCCGCUUCGCCGCCUCCUACGACCUCUUCCUCGCCGACCGCGCCCUGCUCCCCAUGCUGCCCCGCCUCCUCGGGAAGGCCUUCUACUCCACCAAGAAGGCCCCCAUCGCGGUCGACUUCACCCGUGCUGGCUGGCCGGAGCAGGUCCGCAAGGUCCUGAGCUCCACUUUCCUGUACCUGCGGACAGGGACCUGCUCGGGGGUCAAGGUGGGCAGGCUGGACAUGGAGGAGGAGGAGAUCGUUGACAAUGUGAUGGCGGCAGUGGAGGCCGCCGUGGAGAAGGUGCCCAAGAAGUGGGAAAACGUGAGGGCUAUGCAUUUGAAGGCCGUGGAUUCGGUUGCACUGCCAAUUUACCAGGUUGUGCCGGAGUUGGGCAUGAAGAUUGAGGUUCCGGUUGCGCGAUUGGAAGCAGGAGUUGGUGCCGGAGAGGUCAUCGAUGCUGCAGAAGUUGGGACUGGCAGCAAGCGCAAGGACAAGAAGAUGAAGGCGCUGAAAGAUGCCAAUGGUGGAGCUGAAGCUUUGAAGUACAAGAGGAAAACGAACAAGAAGGAUCAGACUGAAGAUGCUGUGAUGGAAGAAGCCCCAGAGGCGACUGGGAAGAGGAGGAAGAAGGAGGCUGCUCCUUUGGUAGAGGAGCUUUCUGCUGGUGAGGACCUGAAGACCCCAAAGAAGGGCAAGGAUAAGAAGCGUGCUUUGGACAAGGAGGUGGAUGAUGCCAGCCCUGCAGAAAAGAAGGGUAAGAAGAGUGAGCGUGAAACCAAGGAAGCCAGCAACAAGAAAAGUAAGGGCAAGAAAGAAGAUAUCAAGCAAGCACCCGAGGAGGUGGAGGAUGUUGGCAGCAAGAAGAAUAAGGGGAAGAAGAAGAAGAAGAGCAUGAAGGGUGAUUCUGAUGAUGGUGAAAUCCUCUUUGAUGGAGAAAGCACUCCCGCUGCCCUUAUAGCUGACAAGGAAGAGAAGAAGAGCAGGGGGAAGAAGUCAAGUGGCGAUAAGAUGAAGAGAUCCAGGGCAAGGGUCUAAGGUUGUACUCUUGUCAGUUGAAUGCCAAUCUCUUGAAUUGAGACCAAACUGCAUGUUGUAUGCAUAGAUAAGCUGGUUAAUCUGAUUACUGUCAGCUGUGAGAAGCAAUCAUUGCCGUAUCUGCUUUUUUUUUGUAUUAGGAGAUUGCACUUGAGAUUAUACUGCUGAGUGUAAUACGGUGGCGUUGGGGAAUUUCUGGAGUAGUUUCUUCAGAUUUUAGUCGCUUAUAAAGCUUUGGGGUAAAAGUUAUGGUGGAACUGUUUCUCUUUUCAUCUUUUGUAACCAGGAUUCAUGCUUUCAUAUCUAAUUACGGUGAUCAAUCACUUGUGACUU